Molecule: messenger RNA, 581 nt
Organism: Guillardia theta CCMP2712
Lineage: Eukaryota; Cryptophyceae; Pyrenomonadales; Geminigeraceae
Exons: 3
Source: RefSeq, a predicted model, not a curated record
GAGCAAGACCACAAAGAAAUCGCGGAUUGGGAUGUCUGGUGGCUGUGUCAUACGUUCUUAGCAGGGAUCGCGGUUUCCCCAUAUGACUCUUGGGAGCAAUCGCACGAGCUGCAGGAGGCCAAGCAGUACGCCACGUCGAUCGAGAAGUGUCUUUGCCUCAAGCGUGCAGGAUACUGCGAGCUAGGACAUGCUAUGAAAAAGGAUGGACUGUUCUGCAAUGCGAGAUCCAAAUGCUGUUGUCGCCAUGGACAGAAUCAGUUCUUUCCUUUGAUCUGUGAAGACAAGACUGAGCUUGAGGGGAUGUCCGGGGAGCAUGGCUUCGUAUCGUGUAUCGAGCGAUCUCUUUGCAUUCUUGGCACUUGCAGUCUUGUUCCGAAGAAGUUUUUUGUCGAGUGCUGCGGAUCUCGCGUGAUGGGAUCGCCGAAAGAGGCUCAAGCGCUCCCUCAGAACGAACCUCAGCCUGAGGCUCAGCCUGAGGCCAACGCCACAGUGACUUUUGGCGGGGCGUCAUUCGGACAUGCUGGCAAUCGCGCCAUGGAAGGUGAGAUCUGAGAGGAAGAGCCUGUGGGCAAGACCUGGAG